UGCAGACAGUUUUUUGAUGCUAUAAAUCGAGCACUGCCUCUCCUCUUUUUUGUUUACAUUUCAAGUCUCACUGUAUUUUUAUUAUUUUUAUUUUUAUUUUCAAAUUUCAAUCAAAUGAAUCGCUAUAUUGAAUCCGAAGGCUUUGAGACCAUCUCGCCGUGGCAAAAUUUACCAGACGAUAUCCUUCGGUUGAUCUUUAGGUGGCUAUACCCGACAACUGAUCCAUUGAAGAUGAGCGCCAGGAUACUUGAUCAGAUUGCAAAGUUCAGCAGCCUGGCCUCUGUCUGCAGGCACUGGCGCCGCGUCUCUUUCCCGAUACUCCACAGCACAGCCAUAAUAAUGAUUGACGUCACAUAUGCAGUAGCCCCAAUCACCCGCACACCGGUAAACUCGGCGGGCAUGGCUUCGGAGACAGCAGUCAUCGUGAGGACCAACGCCGAUCUGGUCCUGAAACUUGGCUUUGAAGACUGUGCGCGAGAGCUGCUGGUAUGUAUAGCGGGCGCGUCGUUGUCGCCAGGUGCUCUAUUGCGAGCACUGAACACAGCGGGGCUGAGUCGGACGGUGUGGAUGGGGAUCAGCAGGCUGAGUUUCGGAACGCUUAACCCGGCAGGGUUUUCACAUGAAGACAUAAUGCGCAGCGAAGACUAUGGCAUGAAAGCAACUCUUCGGCUGAAUAAGAAGCUGUCAUUGGCACUGCCAGCGCUGCGCGAAAUCACAUAUUUUGAUUUGUUUUGCAGGACUGUUUACAAUCGGUUCCCGCUGAAUACUUUGGUUAACGAGCGGAUCGGCGGGCCGACCAAACUGUGUGCGCUGAGGUUCUAUGUUGAUAUACCGCCUGCGCUGGGGAAUUGCCAGGGGCAGCCGAUUGAAGUUCCUGUGGUGCAUAUCAGUGGAAUUAAUUUGAUGCGGCCCGUGCGCGUGCCAGUCAUGAUGGCCAGUGCACUUGUAGAACUGACAUUGACGUCGGUUCCCCAGGCUCUCAUUUGGCAGUCAUUUGUCAUGCCGGCUGGUGCAUCCGGCGGGGGCCUUGAGUUUUCUUGUUUGCGGUCGCUCACGCUCAUGUUCUUCUGGCGGUACUCUUUCGGAGCGCCGCCCAGAAACAUGAUGUUUGAUGAUGCCUCGUCUGACGAUAACAGGGACAAUGGCUCGACAACCGGCGACUCUGUCUUUCUGAGAGACGACGAGCAGGAGAUGGCGAUGGGUGACGGAUACAUGGUGUCCUCUGUGUACGGACGACCGCGGUUUCCGGCGUUAGAGAAACUGGACGUGCAUCGGUUUUCGGGUGACACGCAGCGGUUUCUGUCUCUGUUUGCUGCGAGCCCGCUCAAGUCACUGGUUGUCGCCGGGCUGCAGUCAGAGAUCCCGGAGGAUAUCAACUUUGCGGAUUUCGCGAGCUUGGAAAACCUGGAUAUCCGGUAUAUUGGCAUGGAGGGCUCGGCUGUCGGCAGCCAGUAUGUGAUCCGGUCGGUGAUGCAAAUCAGCACCACUGCGCCGACAACCCUGAAGCGGCUCUCGCUGGGCAUGGCCAUAGCAGGCUCGACCAUCCCGUUUCCUUUACCACAGAGCAAUGUCAUGAAUUUUGCCCACCAGCUGCGCUCGCUUCGAAUAUCGUCGUCCGUCGAUCUGCAGGCCACCAUGCUGCCGUUGCUGGCUGGGCUACCCAAUCUCGAAAGCCUGUCGCUGGAAUCCAUUGUUGUUGCGCCUAUACGGUCGAUCGCCCUGUUGAUCCAGGAACUGCGUGACGCUCCCAGAAUUUUACCUGUCAAUGAAUCCGUGCGCAGACUGGCUCUGGGCGUUAAAGAGGGCGCGGAGGGCAUGAGGCAUUGCCAGGCUGUAUUCGGCGGUGCGCUGGAUGUCACUGUUAGUGAUGGGUUGUUCCGUGGUGUUCUGCUCGAGUUGUUGUGCAGACUGCCGGCGGCAGGCAUGGUGAGGGUGCAUGGUGCCUCGGGGGAUGCUGGCUUGCAGAAGGCCACAAAGAUGCUUGUUCUUGCCGGUAUCGUCGGGAAGAGGGCUGAGGAGUUAGGGCAUCUGCGUGAAAUGAAGUUUUUGCCGUGGGAUGCUCAAAAGUGAUUGAAGCAGUUGCCUUUAAUUAUCUUUAU
Messenger RNA from Kickxella alabastrina, 2099 nucleotides. RefSeq lists its product as uncharacterized. The transcript has a single exon. NCBI's taxonomy places the organism in Eukaryota, Fungi, Kickxellomycota, Kickxellomycetes, Kickxellales, Kickxellaceae. Gene Ontology annotation, molecular function: protein binding. Bases 115 to 2070 code for a protein of 651 amino acids. The record is from RefSeq and is a predicted model, not a curated record.